GGAGUUCAUCACCAACCUGAAAAGCUUCAGCUCCUUCUACAGCGGCCUCGGGGAGGCGCUGUGCAGUCGGGAGCCUACCGCAGCAAACAACUCCCUCUGCUGGAAUGGGCAGGAGAUGACAGACAGGUUUGCCGGGCCCAGCCAGAAACGGCUUCAUCCCGCUUCGGAGUCUAAGAGCAACAAGCAGCCGGAGCCGGUCAUCAGCCAGAUCAUUGAUAAACUGAAACACAUCAACCAGCUGCUCAACAUGGUGACGGUGUCCGAGAAGCGAUGGCGAGCGCGCUCAAGAGGAGCCGACGCCGACGAGGGGUUCGCGAGCGGCGACUGCGACGAUGAGGACGAGUGCGCCGAGGUGUCGGGGCUGGGGCCUCCUCCAAGACGCAAACGGCUGCGGAUCUUCGCAGACCUUGACAGUAACCUGGAUGACUUCACCUUCCAGGAGCAGCUGCUGACCCCUCGGCUGGCCACCACCGGGAUGGGAGGGGCCCCGUCACCUGCGGCUCCGCUGCCGAGGAGCAGCCUGGUCCCCGUGCUGCCAGCGACUCUCGCUUUCCUCCCGCUUUGGCGCCACUGACGGAGCCGGCCUUCUGCUCUCUGUUUUAGCUAUAAAUUCCUUACAAACACGUAAAAGGUGACGAAUCUUUUGGACCUCUAGAACACCGGCGGCCCCAUCAAAGGAAGUAUUAACAACCAAAACCCCCCUUUUUUUUUUUUUUUUUCCCCUCCUACUCUAACAAUAGUUUUUCUUCAUUCAAAUUUGGUCGGCGUUCCAAAAUCAAGCACACUCCAUAUCCUCUCUUGUAAAUAAGAAAACUUCCAGCUGGCAAACUUUACUUUUUUGUACGCUCUGGCUUCACAUGCUCAUAUACUGACUUUGUCUCUAUAGCAACAAGGCAGGAGAGAAGCCGAUUAUUUAUUAAACUGUGGACAUGUAAAUAAGUGUAACCACUCUGUCUGUACCAGCCCAGCUGGAAGAACCAAGCGUCAGCCGCUGCCAUAUUCCCUCAUGACUGAGUGAAACUCUCGCCAGCACUGGAACUGAAAGCUCACAGGGAAUCACUUCUCUUAAAGGGAAAGUCCAGAAAUGUUUUCAAACGAGGUUCUGCUGAAUGCUUAUGUGCAGUAAUCGUCUUACCUGCUGUAGGUGACGAUCUUCGUUUAGCGUGAUUUCAAAUUGGUUGAUCCAGGCAGAAACUGACAGGUGGUUCACAUCAAGAUCACGAAUGUUUUUAAAGGGCCAGACAACUUUGCCAGAAUGUAUUGAUAAAAUCCAAUAACAAACUCUUAAGAUAUUAAUAAGCAGCUGCCUCUGCUUUAGAUAAGUACUUCUUAAUGGGGCAGUGUUAUUUAAAACUGACUUUUUUUAGCUUUACAUCACGUUAUAAUGUUAGUCCCUAAUCUAAAACGUACCUGGAGUGUUGCCUUGAUUCUUUCAAGCAAUGAGAAAUCAUUUAAUCUCCAUGGCAACCAUUCAGCUGUAUGAAACAGAUGAAGGGACAGGAAGGAGCAUCUCCUCCUCUUUUCUAAGUGAAGUUUUCAAGACGAGUUUCUGCCUCACAGAGCUCCCCUCCCUGACAGUAACGUCGUUACUUGAUUGUGCUAUAAAAGGCACUAUACCUGGAAAAAACAUCACACUGUUCCUUUAAACCUAAAUACUACUGAAACGUUUUCACAUCGAUCCCUCCCUCCUGGACUUUGCAGUCGUGUUUGUGGUUUAUUUGCAGUUUAAAUAACUGCAUUUGUGAAGCUACUUUAGAGAUAUUUACAAUGAAUUGUGCAAUAUUUGUCUUGAUGCAUGACAACAAAUGUGACUUUUUCUUCCUCCCUAUUUUGAUCACAUACCACAACUUGACAUGAAGUAAGGCUGGAGCAGCGUAGCUGUAAAAAGUAAGAAACACUGCCGCCACGUUGGCAUAACUUAUACCUGAUGUGUUUGACCAUAAAAUAUUUGAAAUAAACUCACAAUUAUGCAUUAUUGCUGCUGCGUUAAUUUCUGCGAUCUCUGGAUAGUGACAAACUGGAGGGGCAGAUGGAUGUAAUUUGGGAAUUUGCAGAUUAAAAACUGAUUUGAUUUGAUUGAUACAAGAAUAUUUAAGCCCACAACUAUAAUCCUAAAGGCUUUGUUCAUAUUCAUGUGUCUGUCUAGUCUAAAGGGUCACGUUAAAAGUUAUAGUGGGCCGGAUUCGACCAACAUGGACUUCUACAAGUUCUGUCUAAAGAACUUUGUGACUUUUCCAGGCAAGAUGAAGGCAGGUUCAUAGAUAAACUAAACUUUAAAACACUUUUAGAGCUGGGAUGCAGCUGGGAUGUAUGAUUCUUAACCUGCUUUCAUAAUUGGAUUGGACUGACUGUAUUGUUCUGUAAAUAAACUGGAUCUGUUAGGUCUUUUUAAAGUGCCUUGAGGUGGCAUUUGUUAUGAAUCGGAGUUAUAGUAGUAAACUAAGAAGAAAUAAAUGAACCACAGCAGGAAUAACAGGCAGACAUGGAGAUGAAAAGUUGAAUCCAACAAGGAGAAGACUAAAACGGGAAGCAGAGAAACCAAGAAGAGUGACCAUUGGGGGGAAGAGCAGGGUUGCAUCUGUUAGAGACUAAAGGAGCUGAGGGAAAAUGACUAAUUGGUGUGGAAUGAAUCCACUGGGGAAACGGUGAGAUCAGGGAAACCAAAUAAGCCUCGGAAACAUUAAGCAUGACCAAAAAAUUAAGGUGAUCAAAAA
Poecilia latipinna (sailfin molly) is the source of this 2714-nucleotide messenger RNA. Its product is annotated as glypican-3-like. Lineage: Eukaryota; Metazoa; Chordata; Actinopteri; Cyprinodontiformes; Poeciliidae. The record is from RefSeq and is a predicted model, not a curated record. The transcript is spliced from 4 exons. Gene Ontology annotation, biological process: regulation of protein localization to membrane; cell migration; positive regulation of canonical Wnt signaling pathway. The annotation marks the transcript as partial. Gene Ontology annotation, cellular component: extracellular region; cell surface; plasma membrane.